This is a messenger RNA of Vanessa tameamea, 1816 nucleotides long. It is a transcript of the gene wg, whose product is annotated as wingless. The record is from RefSeq and is a predicted model, not a curated record. The transcript is spliced from 4 exons. Gene Ontology annotation, cellular component: extracellular region. The coding region runs from base 45 to 1223 and encodes 392 amino acids. Gene Ontology annotation, biological process: multicellular organism development; cell fate commitment; neuron differentiation. Gene Ontology annotation, molecular function: cytokine activity; frizzled binding. Lineage: Eukaryota; Metazoa; Arthropoda; Insecta; Lepidoptera; Nymphalidae.
GUGACCGAUCGCGCUCAUGCGAUUGUGCGGGUCCGCCCAUCGCAAUGAAGUGGCUGUGUUUGUUUGUGCUGUUUAUGUGUUUGAGGUGCGAAGCUGCCAACAAGCCAAGGAGAGGACGAGGCAGCUUGUGGUGGGGCAUUGCAAAAGCUGGCGAACCAAACAACCUUUCACCAGUAUCACCGGGUGUGCUAUACAUGGAUCCAGGAGUUCACGCAACCUUGAGGAGGAAGCAGCGACGUUUAGCACGGGAAAAUCCUGGCGUACUGGCAGCCGUGGCCAAGGGUGCCAGCAUGGCAGUGGCGGAGUGCCAACAUCAGUUCAAAUACAGAAGGUGGAACUGUUCCACAAGGAACUUUCUGCGUGGGAAAAACUUAUUUGGAAAAAUUGUUGACAGAGGUUGUCGCGAGACAGCAUUCAUAUAUGCCAUCACGAGCGCCGGUGUAACGCAUGCGGUAUCCCGCGCGUGCGCAGAGGGCUCGAUCGAGUCUUGCACCUGCGACUACUCGCAUGUCGAUCGAGCGCCGCACCGAACCCGCGCCGCUGCCGCCGCCAACGUACGCGUUUGGAAGUGGGGUGGCUGCAGUGAUAACAUCGGUUUUGGAUUCAGAUUCAGCAGAGAAUUCGUCGACACAGGAGAAAGGGGCAAAACUGUCAGAGAAAAAAUGAACUUACACAACAACGAGGCCGGCAGAAUGCACGUGCAAACGGAGAUGCGCCAGGAAUGCAAAUGUCACGGUAUGUCUGGGUCCUGCACUGUUAAGACUUGUUGGAUGAGGCUGCCCAGUUUUCGCUCCGUGGGUGACGCGUUAAAAGAUCGCUUCGAUGGAGCGUCGCGGGUCAUGAUGCCUAAUACAGAAAUCGAAGCGCCCGUACAGCGAAAUGACGCAGCGCCUCAUAGAGUUCCAAGAAGAGAUCGGUACAGAUUCCAGCUUCGACCGCACAAUCCGGAUCAUAAAACACCGGGAGCAAAAGACCUAGUCUACCUUGAAUCAUCACCGGGUUUUUGUGAAAAGAACCCGAGGCUGGGCAUUCCCGGCACGCACGGGCGUGCCUGCAACGAUACGAGCAUCGGCGUCGACGGCUGCGACCUCAUGUGUUGCGGUCGUGGUUACCGGACCGAAACAAUGCUUGUUGUGGAACGAUGCAAUUGCACAUUCCAUUGGUGCUGCGAAGUAAAAUGUAAACUGUGUCGCACGGAAAAAGUAGUUCACACGUGUUUAUAGACAAGCUAACACUAAUGAUGCGUGCACGUAUGUGGUCGACGAGAGGAACUUAGUGUCGGACUUGUGACUCGGACUUGAGUGUGGAUUUUAAACAGUAAAAUUAUUCGGAGGCAGAUAUCAGACGUGUAUAUAAUCGCUUUAGUUUCCCCUCUAUUGAAGUCUUCGAAACCGAUAUUCAUUUUGACUUAUGUAAAUAUUCUCUAUCGCUGUUUAGUUUUCUAAAACGCUUAUAAUUGAUCCACUGUGAAAUUAAACUAAGCGGCUACUUCAUUUAAUUUAUUUGGCUAUUAAGUGCGAACAUGUGAUCUAGUAGUGUUAUUUUUUGUGAACGCUGUCGUUGGGACACUAAUGAGACCAGUUUGUCGACGCUUUAUUCCUGUCAGCUUGUCAUCCCGCGUUCUCUAUCGAAAUUGGACUUGUUGGUUUCCUGACGCGGUCAAGUGUAUGAAUUAUUAAUAUUAAAUAACGCGCUUAUCGCUGUGACUACUCACCCGGGCGACCGAAAUAUCAGACUACUUUUAAUGGUAUUUCAAUAAUAUCAUUAUAAAGUUAAAUAUUAAUAUUAUAUUAUUUUAAUGAAGCCAUACGCUUCU